Messenger RNA from Pistacia vera, 1161 nucleotides. RefSeq lists its product as uncharacterized. Bases 1 to 1161 code for a protein of 386 amino acids. Lineage: Eukaryota; Viridiplantae; Streptophyta; Magnoliopsida; Sapindales; Anacardiaceae. The transcript is spliced from 2 exons. The record is from RefSeq and is a predicted model, not a curated record.
AUGGACAAAUCCUGGAUUACGUUGGAUAGAUUGUCUAAAGAAUAUGAAGAUGGUGUUGAAUUAUUUUUGGAGUUUGCAAAAACACGGAGCAAUGAUCCACAUAAGAUUCCAUGUCCAUGCAUAAAAUGUGCAAAUAUGUUUUAUCAUACAAUUCAAGAUGUCCGUGAUCAUUUGUUUGUGUCGGGUUUUGACGAAAGUUAUAGGAUUUGGGUUUUCCAUGGAGAAGAUGUUGAUUACAAUUACUCGAGGAACAUCAAUGAUUCAUAUCCCAAUGAAUCAACAUUUAAAGACUUUGAUAUUACAAAGGAUAUGGUUCAUGAUGCUCACGAGUAUUGCAAAGAAGAUCCAAAUACAUUGAAAUCACUUCUAGAUUAUUGUGAAAAGCCAUUGUAUAAUGGGUGUAAAUAUAGUACGCUUAGUGGGUUCAUGAAAUUCCAAUACUUGAAAGGGAAAUAUGGGUGGUCAGACACAAGUUUCUCGGAUUUAUUGUGUACCCUUCAUGAUGUCCUACCAGAUGAAGAUUCAAUGCCUAAGUCAAUGUAUGACACAAAGAAGGUCAUGGCGGCAUUAGGAUUAGAAUAUAAGAAGAUUCAUGCAUAUCAAAAUGAUUGUAUUAUAUUUAGGAAUGAAUACAAGGAUCUUUCCAAAUGUCCAUCUUAUGGUGUUUCACGUUGGAAGAAACAAGUCGGUAAAUCAUCAAGCAAUUCCAAAGUUCCUUCCAAGAAUGAUGGUAAACUUCGACAUCCAGUGGAUUCACCCAUUUGGAAACUUAUUGAUGAUAAGCGGGAUGAAUUUGGUUUGGAAAGUAGAAAUCUUAGAAUGGCUCUUUCUACGGAUGGUUUCAAUCCACAUAGAUAUCUCAGUUGUCAGUAUAGUUGUUGGCUGGUGAUGCUUGUAACCUAUAACCUCCCAUCUUGGUUGUGCAUGAAAAGGAAGUUCAUAAUGUUGAUGUUAUUGAUCUCAAGUCCACAACAACCUGGGAACAAUAUUGAUGUAUAUUUGUCACCUCUAAUUGAGGACUUAAAACAAUUAUGGGAAAUCGGUGUUGAGACUUAUGAUGCUUAUAGGAAAGAGUAUUUCACCUUAAAGGCAGUGUUACUAUGGACCAUAAAUGACUUUCAGCAUAUGGAAACCUUUCCGGUUGUUAAUGCUUACUUCUGA